Molecule: messenger RNA, 2312 nt
Organism: Sebastes umbrosus (honeycomb rockfish)
Lineage: Eukaryota; Metazoa; Chordata; Actinopteri; Perciformes; Sebastidae
Gene: utp15
Product: UTP15 small subunit processome component
Exons: 12
Coding region: 295-1881 (528 amino acids)
Biological process (GO): positive regulation of transcription by RNA polymerase I; rRNA processing
Cellular component (GO): nucleolus
Molecular function (GO): protein binding
Source: RefSeq, a predicted model, not a curated record
CGGAAGUUGUCACGUUUCUAGUCGUCAUGGCGUCCUCCAGAGAGGCAACGUGAUAACUCCUUAAAAUGUGAAACUUCUGGUUUACUUCACCAACCGACUUUGGAAUCAUCUAAUUUCAACAAAUCAUACUUAAAACAAUAAGUGUGCACUCCCGGACGACUUCAUUUAAAGGUGAGACUCAUCAGAAAGUAGUUUAAUAGAAAAAGCGAGUCGGCUAAAGAGCAGCAUGCUAACUAGCUCACUGCUGAGCUGAACACGUUGGAUCAGACAGAGUAUUUCACGACCAGCACUGAAAUGGCUUCAUUCAAACCCACCAAGAUCCAAGUCUAUCCUAAACUUGGAGAGAAAGUCACACAAGACACACUGUACUGGAAAAACUACAAGGCUCCAGUCCAGAUAAAAGAAUUUGGAGCAAUCACAAACAUAGACUUCUCCCCAGUGGCUCCACAUAAUUUUGCUGUGACAGCAUUCACAAGAAUCCACAUUUACGGGCCGUUCUCCCAGGAGCCUGUGAAGACAUUCACACGCUUUAAGGACACUGCGUACUGUGGGAGGUUCAGGUCAGACGGCCAGCUGCUCGUGGCGGGAUGUGAGGACUCUAUGGUCCGGCUGUUUGAUGUCAGCGGCAAGGUGGCGCUCAGGAUGUUCAAAGGGCACACAAAGGCUGUCCAUGUCACAGACUUCACUUCAGACCGCUACCAGAUCCUCACAGGGUCUGACGACUACACCUGUCGGCUUUGGGACAUCCCAAAUGCCACUGAGCUCAACACCUACCAGGAACACACAGAUUACAUUCGCUGUGGCGUCUCGAGCAAACUCAACAGAGAUCUCUUCAUCACCGGAUCUUAUGACCACACACUGAAACUGUUUGAUGCCAGAGCGGAUAAGAGUGUGAUGACCAUGGACCACGGCCAGCCAGUGGAAAGUCUGCUUCUCUAUCCUUCUGAGGGACUCCUCGUCUCUGCAGGGGGGCGCCAUGUGAAAGUGUGGGACCUGCUAAAAGGAGGCCAGCCUCUGGUGUCUCUGAAGAACCAUCACAAAACUGUCACCUCUUUGUGUCUCAGCAGCAAUGGACAGAGGCUGCUGUCAGCCUCUCUGGACAGGCAUGUAAAGGUGUACAACACCACCAACUAUAAAGUGGUCCACAACUUUGACUACUCUGCCUCCAUCCUCAGUCUGGCUUUGGCUCCGGACGAUGAGUCCAUUGUCGUGGGUAUGACCAACAGUAUCCUGAAUAUCAAACACAGGAAAAGCCUUGAAGAGUCAAAGGAAGUCUCCGGCCAACAGAGGCGGCGACCGACGUACCGUGUUUUUGUGAAGGGGAAGAACUACGUCCCUAAACAGGAUGAUUAUCUCGUCAGCAAGCCAGUGAAACAGCAUUUGGCCAAAUACGACAAGCAGCUGAAGAAAUUUAAUGUGUCGAAGGCUUUGGAUACAGCUCUGGAGACAUGGGCAAGACAGAGGAAGCCAGAGAUCACAGUUGCUGUUAUAAAGGAGCUGGAUCGAAGAGGAACGUUGAAGAACGCUCUGGCAGGAAGGGAUGAACAGGGGCUCGUUCGGCUGCUCAACUUCCUCAUAGGGAACGUGGUUGACACCAGGUUCACUCCUGUCCUCGUAACGGCUGCCGAGAUGAUCCUGGACAUCUAUCGGUCGGUAAUCGGCCAGUCGCCAGUCGUGGACCGACAGCUGCUGCGUCUGCAGGAGCUGCUGGAGAGAGAGAUCGACUACCAGCAAGACCUCCUGGAGGUGCUGGGCAUGUUGGACACGUUGUUCGCCUCCUCCCUCCCGAGGAAGGAGGUGCCAUGCCCUGGCAUCAGCAGGGCUAACGGCCUGGCUCUGGGAGAAGCGAGUACCUCAAGACCACAGCUUCAAGCAUCCUGAGUCUUGUAGGGAAGGAGGACAAACUGCUUUAGACUGGGUUAGAGUGCCUUUUCAACUCUAAAAAAACUCAUUUUGACACACAUUUCCUGACAUGACAGGCCACAUGUCACCAAACAGAAACAUUUUGUUACAGGUUUUAAGAGACUGACACACCCAUGGGUUCACUCUGGUGUUUUAACUCAGCGUGACUGAAAACACAACCGGCAACAAAGAGAACAUGCGUUGUACUGUAUGAACAAUCUCUGAGUGUGUGAAUGGAAAGUGUUGUUUUUAUUGGAAGUCUUGUAAUUACACCUUCAGAUGUAAAUGUGGUAUGUGUGCACAUUUUGUGUCUGAAUGAUUUAACUGUUAAUGUCUGCUUUAUUUUUUCAUAAUAUUUGACAUUGGCAAAUGUUUUAUAAGCAGAUAUUAAUAAAUCUUUGUAAUAUUGA